UUUGAAAUGAAUAAGAAGAAGAAAGCUCCCUCCCGACCGUUUCGAUCUCUCUCUCUCUCUCUAGAAACGCAUUUGCAGAUCUCUCUCUCUAAAAUCUCUCUGGACUUCACUUGGAUCUGCAAAUGCGCACCGUUUUAAUCACUUUAUCGUCUCUCUCGUCUUUUGAUUUCUCCUCUUUUCUGUCAUUGAAGCUCAGUUUGUUCGUGAGUUUGGGGGAAAUUGGAACGGAUUGGUAGGGGGGUUUAUAAUGAAUUGUGGUCGAGUAGGAAUUGGGCUGUGCAGCAGCUUCUUUAUUUGUAUAUCAAACAACAAUGGAAAGUAGUGACAGGUUAAUUUCUGCUCCUUUGGAUGGGCUUGUUAGCGACAGGAUCCCGAGACCACCCAAACUUCUUCACGGGAGGACUAGUGGCCCUGCAAGGCGUUCCACGAAGGGGCAAUGGAAAGCUGAAGAGGAUGAGAUUCUGCGCAAGGCUGUUCAGCGUUUCAAAGGAAAGAACUGGAAAAAAAUUGCUGAGUGUUUCAAGGACAGAACUGAUGUACAAUGUCUACAUAGGUGGCAGAAGGUCUUGAAUCCUGAACUUGUUAAAGGUCCUUGGUCAAAGGAGGAGGAUGAAAUAAUAAUUGAAUUGGUGAACAAAUAUGGGCCAAAGAAGUGGUCCACAAUUGCACAGCAUUUACCUGGACGUAUUGGAAAGCAGUGCCGGGAAAGGUGGCAUAAUCAUCUUAAUCCUGCAAUAAACAAAGAGGCGUGGACUCAGCAAGAGGAGGUGGCCUUGAUUCGUGCACAUCAAAUUUAUGGGAACAGAUGGGCAGAGCUGACAAAGUUUUUGCCUGGAAGGACAGACAAUGCCAUAAAAAAUCACUGGAACAGUUCUGUAAAGAAGAAACUGGACUCUUAUGUGGCAUCAGGUCUGUUAGAACAGUUCCAAUCCUCUCCUCUUGCUGGACAUCAAACUCUAUCCUUGCCCGCAUCUUCCUCAAGGCUGCACAGUUCUGGAGAUGAUAAUGCUCAGAGAGGUGGUUCAGAAGCAGAAGAUAUAUCAGAAUGCAGUCAAGAAUCAACUAUGGUUGGUUGCUCACAGUCUGCGGGUGACCAGGGUAUUGCAGUUUUUCAUACAAGAGAAGAAUUUCAGUUUGCUGAAGAAUCUGGUCCCAGAAAGGAGCAAAGCUCCAGUCCAGCAUCUUGUUCAGAACAAUAUUACAUCCCUGAAAUGCCUUGUGAAUUGGGUGGCUCUUCCAACUUUAUUCAGCAAAGUUUCUCCCAUAACACUUUGACUUCUGCAAACAGUGAUUAUCAAUUUGAAUUACAGGAGCUACCUAACAUAUCCACCCUAGAACUAGGGCAGGAAUCAUCAGGUUUGCCAACUCAUUGCAUAACUGCUAAUGAAAGCCAUGAACUGGUGAACGAUCCAUUUCAAACUUCCAUUGGCCUGGGUGCUCCUACUUCCAUGGGAAAUAUCGCUGCAAGUUCUGCACAAUCAGGCCAGAUAUUCGUAUCUGAUGAUGAAUGUUGCCGGAUUCUAUUCUCAGAGGCAGCAAAUUGUGAAAUUUUUUCCUCUGGAAAUAUUACAAAAGACUCAAAUGUGGCUGACUUAGGAGGUGACAUGGAUUCAUCACUUCCUCAAUCACCAAACAUCCAGAUAUCUGAAACAGAGAGAAGUGCUUCACAGUCAUUUUGUCCUCCAAGGUCUGCUAUAUUGGGAACUUCAUGCUGCCAAUCUUUUCUUCCCGGUUCUUCACUACAUUGUGCUGAUGAUAACAAACCUGUGUGUGGUAGGGAACCCAAUCUGUUAAUGGUCCAAUCAUUUGGAUCUCUCGAACAACAGUUUGUUACAAGCAUACAUGAUAGCUUUAUCUAUACCAUUGAUGCCAUCAACUCCUCAUGUGACAAUGGUACUGAUAACACAGAGCUGCAAGAGAAACCAUAUCUGAAGGAACCAUCAAAGUUAGUGCCUGUGAAUACUUUUCCUUCAGUCUCAGAUACCAUAUCAUCUUGUGCUGCAGAUGAGAAACCGAAUGUGCAUGCAGAACAGGAGGCAGGAGGUCUUUGCUAUGAACCUCCUCGUUUCCCAAGCUUGGAUAUGCCAUUUCUCAGUUGUGAUCUCGUACAAUCUGGCAGUGAUAUGCAACAAGAGUAUAGUCCUCUUGGUAUUCGCCAACUGAUGAUGUCUUCCAUGAACUGCAUCACUCCCUUUAGGUUAUGGGAUUCACCAUCUCGGGAUGGUAGCCCUGAUGCUGUUCUGAAAAGUGCUGCCAAGACUUUCACAGGUACACCAUCCAUCCUGAAGAAACGAAACCGUGAUUUAUUGUCACCCUUGUCAGAGAGAAGAGGUGACAAAAAGCUUGAGAUUGACAUGGCAUCCAAUUUGAGCAAAGAUUUUUCAUGUUUGGAUGUUAUGUUUGACGAGAGUGAGACUCACAACAGAUCAUCUCUGCUGCCCCCAUCAUCCAAUCAGGAAAAGAACCAUGAAUCCUCAGGUGAAGAUAAAGAAAAUCUGGACCCUGCCCUUGAAGUCGCAGAUGAAUUUUGCGGUAAUACCAAGGAUAAUGUAAAGCAAGGGACAGCUGAUAGUGAUGCAAGGUCCAAGGUUCAUUCCGAUGCUAAUGUGCAACAGUCUUCUGGAGUCCUAUCUGAAGAAAACACCAAUGAUCUGUUAUUUUCUCCUGAUCAACUUGGUUUUAAAGCAGACCGAGCAUUUGGUCCAAGUGCUCGAACUCCCAGGAAUUUGUACCGUAAAAUUUUGGGCACUUUAUCAGAGCAUGCCAGUGGUUCAGAAUCCUCAUUUGGAAAUCCAUGUAUGAUCUUUAGCUCUACGAGUUGUAAGAACCAUGAAAAUCACAUAAUUGAAAGCACAUCAGUUCAAUCUAUUCCGUCAUCAGCACCAUCAGAGAAUAUACCAGAUAAUUCUGGGAACAAUGCUGGAACUGGAAAUUUUGGCAUAUUUGGUGAUACUCCUUUCAAAAGGAGUAUCGAAUCCCCUUCGGCAUGGAAGUCACCUUGGUUCAUUAAUUCUUUUGUGCCAGGCCCAAGGAUUGAUACAGACAUAUCCAUCGAGGAUAUUGGGUAUUUCAUGAGUCCUGGGGACAGAAGCUAUGAUGCCAUUGCACUAAUGAAGCAGUUAAGUGAGCACACUGCAUCUGCAUAUGCCGAUGCCUUGGAGGUUUUGGGUAAGGACACUCCCGAGUCCAUAUUAAAAGAAAGGAGGCGCUCCAAUGAUCAAAAUGGUGACCAAGAGAAUCGCUCCCAUUUGGCUUCAAAUGUUUUGACAGAAUGCCGGACCCUUGACUUUAGUGAAUGUGGAACACCUGGGAAGCUAACAGAAAAUGGGAAAUCUUCAAGUGCCAUCAGCUUUUCAAGUCCCUCCGCUUAUCUGUUGAAGGGUUGCAGAUAGUAGUGGUACCUGGCCAAUGCCUUCCGCUGUCACUAUUUGUAGUUUAUAUUAUACAUAUAUGUAUAUUUGCUGCCAUUUUUUCGUUCUUCCUAUUGUUCGGUGCUGGAUUCCUUUUCAAUUAAAUGAUAGAAGAUUUUCUCUGUA
Molecule: messenger RNA, 3536 nt
Organism: Populus euphratica (Euphrates poplar)
Lineage: Eukaryota; Viridiplantae; Streptophyta; Magnoliopsida; Malpighiales; Salicaceae
Product: myb-related protein 3R-1-like
Exons: 12
Coding region: 312-3392 (1026 amino acids)
Biological process (GO): regulation of DNA-templated transcription
Cellular component (GO): nucleus
Molecular function (GO): DNA-binding transcription factor activity, RNA polymerase II-specific; RNA polymerase II cis-regulatory region sequence-specific DNA binding
Source: RefSeq, a predicted model, not a curated record